This is a messenger RNA of Pedinophyceae sp. YPF-701, 1626 nucleotides long. Lineage: Eukaryota; Viridiplantae; Chlorophyta; Pedinophyceae. The record is from the annotation of a GenBank genome assembly.
AUGCGCGCUGCGACCGUGAUGCACGCCCCCUGCCCCCCGGCCUCGGUGCGCGCUGGCGCCGGGCGGACGGACGCGAGGCUCGGCGCUCCCGCGCUCCUCAGAGCCGGGCCUCACACCCGCCUCGUCCUGGGGCGCAACGCGGCGCUGGCGCGGGCGCACGUCGCCGUGCCCGCUCGGCGCUGCGUCCUGAGGCGCGGAAAGAAGAAGACGGACGACAUGGAGGGCCCUGAGAUGGAAGAGAAGGACGAGAACAAGAAAAAACAACGGAAGAAGGACAAGAAGGACAAAAAGAGGGACGAGAAGAAGGGCGAGGGCGAGGUGGACAUGGCGCGCGACGCCGCCGAGGGCGGCUCGAUCUCCGCUGCCCUGCAGAGCAUGAUCGACAUCCAGUCGCGCAUGGUCGACUCCCAGCUCCGGGCCAUUGAGGACGAGCGGCGCUACAUGCGCGAACGCGAGCGGCAGCUCACCGACGAAAUCAGCGAGCUCCGCCGCGAACUCCUCGCGGUCCUCCGCGCCCAGAACGGCCCCGCGGCGCCGGCCCCGCCCGCCACCCCGCCGCCCACGCCCGCGCCGGAGCCCGCAACGCCCGCGCCCGCCGCCCCGGCCCACGGCGUCGUCUUCGGGAAAGGCCCCGCCACGAGCGCGCCCGCGGCGGCCCCGGCGCCCGCGGCCCCGGCCAGGGAGCCCGAGACUCCCCCCCGCCUCCCCGCGCACAUCAACACCACCGGAAAGCCCAUCGACAUCCCCCCGGAGCGCCGGCCGAAGGGCCCGCCGCCCGAGAUGAGCGACGGCUCGGACGACAUCUUCUGGGUCCACCAGCUGCACCAGUCGCUCAUGGCCAAGGGCUACUACGCCGGCGACGACGAGAUCGAGGCGUUCUUCUUCGGGGAGACGACGCUGCGCGCGGUGCUGACGUUCCAGGCGUGCGAGGGCCUCGAGGAGUCCGGCACGGUCGCGGAGGCCGAGUGGAAGACGCUGCUGGGCAAGAAGAUGGUUCCGAAAGACUGGCCGGUCAACCCCGCGGAUCUGGAGGCGCUGGAGGCGGCCGAGGCGUACAGCGGGGCGCUCGCGGAGAGCGGCGCCCUCCCAGCGACGCAGCCGACCACCCCGGUCAGCGCCGACCCCGAGGCGGACGGCCGGUCGUCGCUCGUGAGCGACUUCUUCAAGCAGUUCGGCGUCCCGGACACCGACUCGGAGCCCGAGGACCUGUCCAGCGACGGCGACGACGUGCCCGCGCCCGCGCCGGCCAAGCCCGACGGGUGGCCCACGCUCCGGGAGGGCGACGGCGACGAGAACGUGCACAAGCUCCAGCUCCUGCUGAUGCGGAAGGGCUUCUUCAGCGGCGAGGAAGACAUGAAGUGGUGGAUGAUGGGGGACAGCACGAUGGAGGCGCUGAAGACGUACCAGGCGAGCGAGGGCCUCCCGGAGAGCGGGAUCGCGACGGCGAAGGUCUGGCGCCUGCUCCUGGGCGACGCGAACGCGGAACCGGGCGCGCUGGCCGACGUGCGCGCCGAGUCGGAAACCGAGAUGGACUACAGCCAGGACAUGAGUCAGGACACCGACGGGAUGGUGUACCUGCUCGGGGAGCAGCGCUGGACGCGCGUGUCGAAGGAGUCGGGCCAGUAG